Messenger RNA from Carcharodon carcharias (great white shark), 3011 nucleotides. RefSeq lists its product as uncharacterized. The coding region runs from base 159 to 1706 and encodes 515 amino acids. The record is from RefSeq and is a predicted model, not a curated record. Lineage: Eukaryota; Metazoa; Chordata; Chondrichthyes; Lamniformes; Lamnidae. The transcript has 8 exons.
AAGGUGACGUAUUCAGUGUUCGCCAUCCGGUUGAAAUUGAUGACGAGAAACACACAAAACAAAAAGCGCCUCCCAAGCCGGUUGUUGUGAUGCUGACAUUUUAACCAAUAAACCGCCAAAUGGUCGAGUGGGGGACCGGCUAGAAUUUGAAGAGGGAUAUGACAGCUUUCAUUACUCAUCCAUCAGUGAGGGUUAAAGGAACAGAGCAUAACUACAAUCCAGUUCUCUGCCAGGAUGAGAAAUGUUCUUCUAAUUCUAAAGGUAGCCACAUGCACUGUCCCUUUUGUAGUGUGACUGAAGCCUACCUGGACCCUGUCAUCUUGAGAGCACAUUACAGAGUUAAACACGUUGAUAAAGGACUUGAUUUCGCAGGUUUGAAGAUACUUCGCUGCUGUAACCACUGUGACAUUGUUGGAACUAUCAAAGGAGAAAAGAAAUUUAAAGGUGCGCACUGGCACUGCUACCGCUGUCGAAACGGUUUCAAUAGGCGUGAUGAAGCUGUCAAGCAUUACAAGACUCAUUUCCGCAAUCCUCAUACCACUUUCCAAAUUCAAAUUACACAGGAGGUAAAUAGUCGACAGUAUUAUGAACAGAGUGCAGAAGCUCACCAUAAAGCUUAUGGAGGCAGCCAAGUUACCUCUGGUGGGGCAGUGGAUAUCACAUCAAUUAGUCCUGUUGUGACAGAAGCAACCAUUAACACAUCAACCACAGAGAAAAGUGAUAAUAUUACUGGACAAGCUGGAAAGGAUAGCAGUCUGACCAAUGGGAUCACAGUUGGUGCAGAAGAGACUAUGGGUUCUACAUCAGCUGUAGGACAUCAGACUCUGGUACUUAUGGACCCAGAUGGGGAAAAUGGAGAGCUUGUAUACAAUGAUACUACAAACCUAAUUACAGAUCAGAGUGAUGAAGCUUUGGAUCAAAAUCUGCUAAUAGAAAAACAACUACUAGAACUACACCAGCAAAAUCAUCAGCUUCGAAUAGAGAAAGCAGAAACUGAACGCAGGCUCCAAAUGGAAAUCCAACAGCUAAAGGACCAGAUUGCAGGUCUCACAGAGGCCAAUUGGCAAAUGGCUGAAGAACUAAAGCAAUAUAAAUGUUCCGAAGAUAUUGAGAACAAAAUAAAUCAAAUGAUUGAGCGGAUGGAGAUGCAGCACAAGAAGCUCUUACAGAUGCAGGUGGAGCUGCUAAGGAAGGAGUAUAACAAGUUAAAUGAUCAAGCUAACGGUAGCUCUGAUUCUGUUCAGGACUCUAAAGAUGAUUGCACUGAUGGAACUGAGUGUACAACCGAACAGACAUUAGUAGACACUACGACUUUAUCCCCCAAGAGUCACAGCAUUAGACUAACAAUACCCACCAGUAUAGUGACGUCAGCACAUGAAAUCAUGACCUCUGAGCAUGAGAUUAUGUCAACAUCACAAGAUGUGAUUGCGGCAUCUGAAAUGGACCUCAGUUCUGGAAAUGUCAUAUCCUUCAUUGAGCCUAAUGAUAAUUCAUCAAAUGGAUCUGCAGGUUUGACAACACUUGAAAUUGUGGAGGUCCAUUUAGACAGUGAGUCAGCCAUUUCAAAUAUUGAGUCAUCUUCCCCAACACAUGUACAUCUGUAUCCUGUCACAGAAAUCAAUGAUCAUGUUGAACUUUCCACUGGCAAACGCAUGUCUGAAGAGGAUCCUGAAGAAAGUCAACCAAAAAUCCAGAGAACUGCUUAAAAGCAGGAUACUACUAUGUUAUUGUGUAGUAUCUAAAUGUAUGCCCUUAUUUUUAUUCCAUAUUUCAAAGAAUAAUUUAUCUGAUGAAUAUUUAAUUUUCAGAUCCUUCUUAAUUUGAGUUUUUCUUUAAAUGGACAUUAGAGAUAACUUAUUUGACUUAUGAACUUUCACCUUUUCAGAUUGCUUUGUGCCAAAGAGAUACUGUACAGCUUCCUUGUGCAGUAGAAGAUAUUUAGACAAUACAAUAAGUCCUUACUUUUUAAGGUAAGAGAGCAAGAAUGUAGACUGACCCUUGAUCUCUCAAAAACAAAAUUACCACCAUUGAAAUAAACCAGGAUUAUUAUUAUAACCCUUGACUGAAAACAGUAUUGGGAACUCAAAAAUAAGAUGGCUGCUGACCAAGAUCAACUUAAAUAAUGAAAUAUUCUGUAAUUUGUUUGACUCCAAGGCCAUUGAAACAAAUUUUCUAUUUUAUGAACGUUUUAGGAGCUCAUAUUAUGAUAUGGAAAUGUAAAUUUAUACUGAAUGAGGUUAAAUCUUUUUGGAAAGGGCCUCUGGCACUUUAAUCAUCAGGUAGCGAAUGUUGACCAUCAAUUACCAAAUUACCUUCUAUCCUAUGUGAACACUGGCAUCUCCUCUGUUUUAAUACAAUUUAUCUCUUAAUGCAGAUGUUACUAAAGGAAAAUCAAGUUUAAAAUAAGUACUAUCCCUUUCUAGAUACUGCCAAUAAUGUCCUAACACAUUUACUUUCAGUUCAUUUUGGAGUAAUUUUGAUUUUACAGGAUGGUGUUUUGCCUCUUAAACCCCCUCCCUGCACCCCUCAAAAUUACUCAGCGUAGAUGUAGUAGAGGUGCCAAAAUGGUUAAUAGCAAAACUCUGCCUCACCUGAUCUCUGCAAGGCUUUAACAGAGAAAUCUGAAGAGUGAAUGCACUGAAAGGAGAUCACUUGGGUUCAUUGUAUUCAGUCCAGACAUACUGGGUUGAAUAAUAAGUGUGGGGGGGUGGUGCAUAGUGGUGGAUGGCAGGCACCCAACCCCACCACCCAGAAACCACGUCGGCAUAAUGCUGAGCAGCUCUGCAUCCAUAAAGCUUUGAGCUCUGCGGGUCUGCUCAGCAUUGGGGCAGAAAUCCCACCCUCUGGAGCUGUUGGCCAAUCCGAUUAGAGAAGGUAAGGGUUUGGGAGCGUUGGGGACAGGGUCAGUGGUGGAGAGUAGGUGGGUUCAAGAGAGGGAGCGGGUAGGAAUGAAGGGAAAGUUCGAUCUCAAGGGAGCCAUCUUGCAAAGGGCAGCCCCCAAAGAGCGACGA